AUGCUCCACGCUCCUGUCCUACCGAUAGUAAAAAAAAGGAGAAGACCAGCAGAGACGCACCCCCAGGGUCCACAUGAGGUCCGGUACAGAGAUGUGACCAUUUACCUGGUGGAGAAAAAGAUGGGCUCAAGCCGGAGGAGCUUUCUGACCCACCUGGCCAAGACCAAAGGGUUCCAAGUGGCGGACAACCUCAGUGAUGAAGUCACACAUGUGGUAGCAGAGGAUAACCCUGCUGGGGAGUUGUGGGAGUGGCUCCGAGGGCGUGGCCUAAGUAACCUUCCUACCAUGCGGGUGCUGGACAUCACUUGGUUUACCGAGAGCAUGGGUGCUGGGAGGCCUGUUUCUGUGGAGACCAGACACUGCAUCCAGAGCUGUUCUCUGGUCAAACCAUGCCUGCCAACAGCACCAAAAUGGAUCGUGUCUCAAUAUGCCUGUCAGAGAAGGACCACAAUGACAAACCAUAAUAAGAUCUUCACGGAUGCAUUUGAGAUUCUGGCAGAACACUCGGAGUUGAACGAGAACGAGGGGCCCUGCCUGGCGUUCAUGCGGGCAACGUCGGUUCUGAAGAGCCUGCCGGCUGCGGUCCGCUGCCUUUCCGACCUGGAGGGUGUCCCCUGCCUGGGAGACCAAACACGAGCUGUCAUGGAGGAGAUCCUUGAGAGCGGCAGCUCCUCCAAAGUUGAGACUGUUCUGAAUGACGACAGAUACAGAACUCUGAAGCUGUUCACAAGCGUGUUUGGUGUUGGUCCGAAGACUGCAGAGAGGUGGUACCGGAAAGGGCACCGCACAUUUGAGGAAGUCCAUGCUGACCAGAGCUUAAAUUUAAACAAGAUGCAGACAGCAGGUUUCCUGUACUAUGAAGACAUCUCGAGGGCCGUUAGCAAGGCAGAGGCAGAUGCAAUGGGAAGGAUAGUGGAGGACAUUGUUCACUCGAUUGCACCUGAUGCCAUUGUGGCCCUGACAGGUGGCUUUCGCAGAGGGAAGGAGUUUGGGCAUGAUGUGGACUUCCUCCUCACCACCCCCGAGAACGGAAAAGAGGCAGGACUGUUGAUUCAAGUCAUAGAUGAGCUCAAAUAUCAGGAGCUGCUGCUCUACUGUGAUCACCAGGAAUCCACGUUUGAUGUGAGCAAGCUGCCGAGCAGAAAGUUCGAGGCCAUGGAUCACUUCCAGAAGUGCUUCCUGAUCGUGCGACUACAGGACGAGUUGGUAGAGGGGGGCGUGCGGAGGGAAGCUGGUGACCACAGGAGAUGGAGAGCGAUCCGCGUGGACCUGGUGGCCCCUCCCUUCGCCAACUACGCCUUCGCCCUCCUUGGCUGGACUGGUUCACGGUUCGAGCGGGACCUGAGGCGAUUCUCACAUCACGAGCGAAAUAUGCUGCUCGACAACCACGCCCUGUUCGACAAGACCAAGAAAACGUUUCUGACGGCAAAGACAGAAGAGGACAUAUUUGCUCAUUUGGGACUGGAAUUUAUUGAGCCAUGGGAGAGGAAUGCCUGAGCCAUUCUCCAUUCCAACAGCCGCUCCCAUUGGCUGUUA
This is a messenger RNA of Megalops cyprinoides (Indo-Pacific tarpon), 1536 nucleotides long. It is a transcript of the gene dntt, whose product is annotated as deoxynucleotidyltransferase, terminal. Gene Ontology annotation, cellular component: nucleus. The transcript is spliced from 11 exons. The coding region runs from base 1 to 1497 and encodes 498 amino acids. NCBI's taxonomy places the organism in Eukaryota, Metazoa, Chordata, Actinopteri, Elopiformes, Megalopidae. Gene Ontology annotation, molecular function: DNA-directed DNA polymerase activity; DNA binding; DNA nucleotidylexotransferase activity. The record is from RefSeq and is a predicted model, not a curated record. Gene Ontology annotation, biological process: double-strand break repair via nonhomologous end joining.